AUGCAGCAGGCGAAUUAUCGGAAUUACAAUUACCCGCAAAAUGCAGGCACACUCGGAACUCCCGCUCGGCGAGGGCCCGCCCCGAUUGCGCAUCCCCAACACCAAGCUGCGCAGCAGUACAACGCCGUAAACAUGCAGGCCCAGCAGCGCGCCGAGGCCGAACGACGCGAGAAGAUGCGCCGAAUCGCGAAGAAUCCUACCGACAAGAACAUCCCUGAGGGCGUCGAGGACGUCUGCAUUGGUGACGGUGUUGCGCGUUACCGCGAGCUGCGCGAGGUCGAGCGCGCGCUUGACGCGACCAUGAUGCGCAAGAAGCUGGAUGUCAUGGACUCGAAGCACCACUCGCGAGCGUCACGCCAUGGUACUAUGCGCAUUUGGGUCUCCAACACGGCCGAAAACCAACCGUGGCAGAGCAGUGGCAUUGACGCAGACGCAUUCGAUUUCGAGAGCGACACCAAUGCUACCUACCGGGUGAAGAUUCAGGGCCGCCUGUUGAACGAGGACGGUGACGAGGGCCUAGAGGACGAGGAUGAAGAUGACGAGAGCAAGGACGCUGACGCCAUGGACGAGGACGGCGCCGAGUCGAAAGCACCCGUCUCAAAGCCGAAGAUGUUCUCGCAAUACUUCAGCGCAAUCACGAUCGAUUUUGACCGCAACAAAGACCUCCAGCCCGACAACUUUACACAAAUCGAGUGGAAGCGACCAGAGAACCCUACAGCAAAGGAGAGCAAUUUCAGCGAGCUCGAAUUCGAGCGCAAGGGCGACGAGAACAUCAACAUCACAAUCAAUCUGCAUCGGUUCCAGAAUCCCGAGGUUUUCCGACUGAGCAAGCCUCUCUCUGAGCUGCUAGAUACAGACGAGGAGGAUCGUGCGGGCGUGUUGAUGGGCAUCUGGGAGUAUGCGCGGUCGCAGCACCUGCAACAAGACGACGACGAGCGCAAGUUUGCCUGCGACGCAAAGCUCAAAGCCCUGUUCAACGGCCAGGACUCGUUCUACUUCCCAAACCUUCCACAACUCAUCAAGCCGCAUCUCACGACGCUCCCACCCAUCCAACUACAGUACACAAUUCGCGUGGACAAGGACUACCUUGCGCCUUCAGAAGGCGGCAAGAAGGCCUCAGAACCCACCGUCUACGACGUGCAAGUGGCGCUCGAAGACCCAAUGCAGCCUUUGUUCCAGGACAUUCUGCGACGACCAGACAGCAUCCAAACACUCCAAGAGAUCCAGAAGCUGGACGAGCAACUGGUCCUGCUCAUGGGCGCCAUCGGGCAGUCAAAGGCCAAGCACGCAUUCUUCACCAGCAUGGCCAAGGAUCCCGUGGCGUUCUUCAAGCGCUGGCUGUCAUCUCAGAAACGCGACCUCGAGGUUCUACUCGGCGAAGCUACAAGGGGCGGUGGCGAGGACGUAUCUGGAGAGGAAUGGAGGCGUGGAGGAGCGGACGGUGUCUGGGGCAGCGAGAUCGCAAAGGAGAGUGUUGCGCUGUGGUUGGCAAGGGCGCAGAACGUCAAGUCGCACUAG
Messenger RNA from Ascochyta rabiei, 1518 nucleotides. Its product is annotated as Non-specific serine/threonine protein kinase. Gene Ontology annotation, cellular component: SWI/SNF complex; nucleus. NCBI's taxonomy places the organism in Eukaryota, Fungi, Ascomycota, Dothideomycetes, Pleosporales, Didymellaceae. The record is from RefSeq and is a predicted model, not a curated record. Gene Ontology annotation, biological process: regulation of transcription by RNA polymerase II. The transcript is spliced from 3 exons. The coding region runs from base 1 to 1518 and encodes 505 amino acids.